Molecule: messenger RNA, 756 nt
Organism: Ylistrum balloti
Lineage: Eukaryota; Metazoa; Mollusca; Bivalvia; Pectinida; Pectinidae
Exons: 5
Coding region: 1-756 (251 amino acids)
Source: RefSeq, a predicted model, not a curated record
AUGAACUAUAACCCGUUUUGCCAAGCCAAGAUUUUCAUCUUCGUUCUUAGCGCUAUAGCAGCCAGUCUAUCCCCUGCUGAGGGAAUACCACUAGUUAAAGAAUGCACAAGAUACAAACCCUUUGUUAAAGACUGGAUUUGUCAAAAGGAAACAUUCGACGCGCACAAAAUUAACUAUGAGCUGCUCUCAAGCCAAAUCGUGACGGGUACGCGAAGGCAAUAUCACGGAUCCAAAUAUAUUCCUGAAACCAGUGAAUGUGUUGUAGACAUAGACAAACCUGCACCAGUCAUUGCUAAAGUGAAAACCAGGCAUCGUCUCAUUCAGUUUGAAGAGCUAUGUAAAAUGAGAAAAAUUCCUAUUUGGAAUGUAUUCCAUUUUCUCAACAUCGGUAACAGAACUCAACGAUUCGAAUGUAUAGUUGUCAAUACAGACUGGACAAAACAGGAUAUGUAUUACGCAGAGUGUGUAAACCCAGUUGUUAAAUCGCACGACAAAUGCCAAAUGGACUAUGGUACCCGUGAAGAAUUUAGAUGCGUUCAAUCAGGAUUUGUCGAAAAGCGUAUUUUGGUAUACUGUCCCGCUGCAGAUGACUACGCAUUCAAAAUAGUAAAGGUUCCUACAACUUGUAGCUGUAGAAAGUGUUUCCACUGCGAAGGAACGGAAUUGCUGUUUGCUGAUUUACUCGCCGGUCUGAACAACCGAUUUACACAACCAAUCACCCCUAUCAAAGUGAAACCCAUGGGCUGCAGCAAAUAA